GAGGAAUCUGCAGCAAAAGACACCGAUGAGGAGGAGCAUCAAGAUUCCUCGUCUUCCUCGAGCUCCGAUGUCGAUGACUUCGGGAAGUCUGAAGCCGAGGAAGUGGGACCACCGCCGGCAAACAUGUCGAGGCGGCGAAUAUCAACCGACGUGAACAUGGAAUUGCUCCGCAAAACCUUGGAAGAGAAGGCCAAAAGAAGGCAGGAGGCUGAAGAGAAGAAGCAAAAGGCUCGAUUCCGACGAGCGGUUGCCAACUUUAUGGAUGGUCCCUACAUGACUUUGAUUUCAGUGUGCUUGACUUUUUGGGCCCUUCUUGGGGACGACAUCCGCAUCCUCACCACAAACCGACCCGCUGACAUCGGGUGUGGCCCUCAGCCUGUUCGUCAUUGA
Messenger RNA from Symbiodinium sp. CCMP2592, 390 nucleotides. The record is from the annotation of a GenBank genome assembly. NCBI's taxonomy places the organism in Eukaryota, Dinophyceae, Suessiales, Symbiodiniaceae.